Messenger RNA from Capsicum annuum, 963 nucleotides. RefSeq names its product zinc finger MYM-type protein 1-like. The record is from RefSeq and is a predicted model, not a curated record. Bases 1 to 963 code for a protein of 320 amino acids. NCBI's taxonomy places the organism in Eukaryota, Viridiplantae, Streptophyta, Magnoliopsida, Solanales, Solanaceae. The transcript is spliced from 5 exons.
AUGCAGCUUUUUGCUUGUGUUGUUACUGGUUUAAAAAUGAGAUUGGUGGAUAUAAAAAAAGAAUAUCUUUUAAAAGAAGGAUUGCCUUUUCGAGGUCAUGAUGAGAGUGAAAAUUCUACAAGAAGAGAAAACUUUUUAGAUCUCUUAAAGUGGUACGCAGAUAGGAAGGAAGAUGUGAAAAUAGUUGUACUUAAACUGAGAUUACUUUUAAAGAUGUCUCUCAUAAAGAACAAAUGGCCCUUGUUCUGCGAUAUGUUAACAAAGAAGGGACAAGGUUAUGAUGAAGCUAGUAGUAUGUGGGGAGAAUUCAAUGGUCUUAAAACUUUGAUAAUGAAAGAUACUCCUUCGGCAUAUAGUGUACAUUGGUUUGCUCAUCAAUUACAAUUGACUCCUGUAGCUGUUGCAAAGAAGCAUCAUAAGGUAGAUCAAUUUUUUUAUAUUCUUGCUAAUAUUUUGAAUGUUAUUGGAGGAUCUUUUAAGCGUAGGGAGAUGCUUAGAGAUGAUCAAACAGAAAAAUUAUUGAUGUUCGGUGAAGUUCAUACAAGAAGUGAAUUGAAUCAAGAACUUGGACUUCAAAGGGCAGGAGAUACUCGUUGGAGUUCCCAUUUUAAAAUAGUGCAUGACUUUAUUAAAUUAUUCUCCUCAAUUAUUCAUGUACUAGGAAUUCUUGCUAAGGAGGGUUCAAAUUACCAAUACAAAUCAUUGGCAAAGAGUUUAGUAGAUGAUAUAAGAUCUUACGAACUUAUUUAUUUGCUUGUGAAGUUGAGUUUGAUAUUACCUGUGGCGACUGCAACGGUGGAAAGAGCUUUCUCUUUGAUGAAAUAUAUUAAGAAUGACAUGCGUAGCAGAAUUGGUGAUGAUUUUUUGAAUAAUUGUUUAGUUUGUUACAUAGAGAAUGGGGCAUUUGAAAAUGUACCCAAUGAAGCGAUCAUUGAUCAUUUUCAAAACAUGACAAGUCGUUGA